Messenger RNA from Nymphalis io (European peacock), 2677 nucleotides. RefSeq lists its product as uncharacterized. The transcript has 5 exons. The record is from RefSeq and is a predicted model, not a curated record. NCBI's taxonomy places the organism in Eukaryota, Metazoa, Arthropoda, Insecta, Lepidoptera, Nymphalidae. Bases 113 to 2185 code for a protein of 690 amino acids.
GUGACUUCACGUCGGAGUUUCGGUACCUUUAUAUUAAUUUUACUUAGUUUUGUUUAUUUAUGUUGUAUGAUUAUUUGGUGUCGUGUAUAUAAGUUCAUGAAAGUGUAACUUCAUGAAGAAGGUACGUUUUGAAUCUCCAGUUAAAACGCUAAGAAUCAACGCUAUGAAUUCAGAUUUUCACACAGAAUGCCAUUCUCCUCGGCCCUUUAUUAUGAAGCAAGUACAGUCUGCACCUUUAGUGGCUCCAAUGAACAAUUUAGGAAACCGACCAAUGCCCUUCACAAAUGAUCCUAUACAAAGGUUUGAAUGUGGGAAUUCGAUACCAUAUCCAUUAGUAAAUAAAACCUACUUAACACAUACAUCAAAUUCAGAGAACCACUGCUGUUCGCCUUCUAAUGAAUUGGACUUAAGCAUGCUUGACUGUACUUACAAUAAGCCGAGACAUAUACUCCCGAAGAAAAAUAUUGUGAAUUCGUACGAAAUCAACACAUUAAAAAGCAAUUUUAAAAUAAAUCCCAUGGUGGAAAAUAAAUCAACACGAACAUUGACUUCCAUGGAAAAUAAUAUUGCUACUAGUCCACCAAAUGUUUUAAGCAAAAAAGACGAUUUCUUCUUACGAAGAGAUAAUUUGAAUGAUAUUAAAAAAAUACAAAGUGAAUUUAAUAAUUUACAUUUAGAUAAAGAAAAUAACCCAUUAAUAAAGAAAAACGAAAUAAUGACAUUAGGAAUUCCUAUUUCAAAAAAGAUGGAUACUACAUUUACUCCAAAAUCCACAAACUCAACAAAUGAAAUCAAUCAUUUCUGUAAAUGUUAUCAUUGUGUUCACAUUUUAAAUACACAAGAUAAUAUUAAUCAAAUCAUGAAUGAUGAGCUCAAACAUCAACAUAUUGCUGAGAACCAUUAUAAAGUCUGUCAUUGUAGUGCACCUUCAUUUAAAAGGUAUCCAGAUUGUCAAUGUAAAAACUAUCUACCAAUGAACCAUACUUACUUUGCGCCUUCUUGUACCUGCAAUAAGACACCAGAGUUGCCCCAGAAUGGAGUUUCUAAAAAAAAUUGGACUAUAGAAAACUUUGAACAAAGUAAUAAACCUGUAUGCUUAGAUAUUGAAAAACAGGAUAAAAUUAUUAAAGAGAAAAGAGAACCUACUGUCGCUGAUUUAUUUAAAAUAAUAAAAUUGCAAAAUGAGCAAUUACAGCUACUACAAGAAAAAGUAGAUAAAUUUAUAUCUGCCAAUAAAACAUAUGAACCCCAAAAGAUCUCACAGCCCUUACAAAAUUUUGUCACUGAGCAUGUAGAAGUUAAAUCUAUUGGAACAGAGGAAAAGAUAUCAAUAGGAGUUAUGACUAGUUUUGAAAUGUAUAGAACUUCAACUAUAAUUAACAAAGAAAUAGUCAAGCAAAAUGAGGCACAGAUUCAAUGUAAUAGAUCCCAAAUUAGUAUAAAGGAGGUUGUAACAAAGGCACAUCCAGAGAAUUUAAAUUUUCUUGACGGCAUAGCUCCUGUUUCAAAUCAGACAGAUCCUAAUAUAAAUGGGAAUACUCAUCAAGAAAUAAUUGAUCUUACAAAAAAUACUGAGACGGGAUAUGUAGAUAAAACAUUCAAUGACAUGAGUUUGUUUAAUGUGCAAGUUGACAAUCCAAUCACUCCACUAAUGUCUCCAGAACAAAGCUUAUAUUUGGAUGUUAGAGAUUACAGCGAUUCUAAUACUAGCAGCGAUGACCAGUCUAAUGUAGGAUGGACAUACUAUAACAAAGUAAUGACUCAUGUUAAUGGCAUGUUACAAGAAUCUGAUAUGCCCUCUUCAGCGAGUGCUUUGUACAGGAAUAACAAACAAAAAUGUUUACAGAUGCAAAUAGACAAAACUAAUGUUAGUGUAGCCAAAAGAGUAACAUUUGGUGAUGAUCCACUCGGUUUUCCAAUGCCGCAACAACAAUUAGAUACUCCAACUGACACUAGCUUGAAAAUGAACCAGCUUGCAGCAAAGUAUUUAAAGAAAGGUCCACAGAUAUCGAAAAGUCCUUCUCCUAAGCCUGGUGCUGUGGAUAUGUCUCUAGCAACAAGGAACUACAUGGAAAAGCAUAAACUUUUACAAGGCAAUAAUAAAUAUCAAAAUGGACAGCUACAAAUGGAGAUACCAAAAUUCCUAGACAUAACAGCUUUGAAGCAACAACCAAAAUUUUUAUAAUUUUUGUUUAGUACUUUAAAUGUACUACUUUAAUUUGUUAAUAAAAUUUCGUCUUAUAUGUGGAAUAUUUGUAACACAAGUACCAAACGAUGUAAUUAUUGAUGGAACUUUUUUAUGCUCUAUGUAUUAAAAUAAUGUUAUGUACAACCGUAACAGGCUGUGAAUGUCCCACUGCUGGGCUAAAGGCCUCCUCUCCUCUUUUUGAGGAGAAGGUUUGGAGCUUAUUCCACCACGCUGCUCCAAUGCGGGUUGGUAGAAUUCACAUGUGGCAGAACUUCAGUGAAAUUAGACACAUGCAGGUUUCCUCACGAUGUUUUCCUUCACCGUAAAGCACGAGAUGAAUUAUAAUCACAAAUUAAGCACAUGAAAAUUCAGUGGUGCUUGCCCGGGUUUGAACCCACGAUCAUCGCUUAAGAUUCACGCGUUCUUACCACAGGGCCAUCUCGGCUUUUUUAUGUACAAAUGAAUUAUAUAUUGUAAAACAGACGUGUA